AUGCAAAUUGUCAAACUCUUUGGUGCCAUCAAGAAGAAACUCUCGCCACGACAUUAUCAUGAAGAGAAUCAUACAACAACUAUUACAAAAACAAAUCAAAAGCAUCAACAGAGGAGAUGCCACUCCAGUUCUAAUACACCACGAGGAAGACGUAACUCUUCCUCCUCUUCACUACACUAUUCAAGUGGUGGAGAGGAUGAUAUGAUGAUCAUAGAAGAUGCCACAAUGAUUGUCGAAGAAGAAGAACACUUUUUUGUAUGGGAUACUGAGAAAAUCAGAGCAAAUAUAUCAAGAAAACAACAACCACAACAACAACAAGGAAAUAAUUCUGCUAGCAGAAUAUCAUUAGACGGAGAUGGAAAUAAUAGAAAAUCAACUAGUUCUAUGGAUGAUGCCAAUUCAACAAAUAGUAAUCAUACAAAUCAUCAUCAAGAUCAAAAUAAUAAUAAUAAUAAUAACACAUCGAAAAGAACAUCGAGAAAGUUAUUUUCCAAAUAUAAGAGAAGUUCUUCGGUUUCUAGUUGUUUGGAUGAAUUGGCUCUGAAAGAAAAUAAGGAGGAAAAGAAAAAGUCAUCAACCUCUCCACGAUUUGAUUUCUUCUCAAAGAAGAGAAGAUCUUCGGGUGAUUUGGAUUGUAAAAGAACGUCAUCAACAACAGGAGCUUUGCCUACUACUCAACCAAGUGGUACUAGCUCAACAAGUCAAUCAGAGGAUAUUGACUAUUCUGAAUUUAAUUUGAGAAUACCAUCAUCGAGAACACUCAACAUGUUGCUUUCAGAACCUAAAACUAUUUCACCAACCUCUCAAUCUUCACCAAGAGUUACUGCAAAUAAUUCACCAAAACAAACAUCAAUGAAGGAAGAACUCAAAUCUGAAACGAGCACAAGUGAAUUAGGAGAAAAGAAAAUGCUUGAACCAAAUAAUUCAAUGCAUCAAAGCUCUUCAUCAUUUGAUGCCUUCUUUGAGGAUUAUUCAAAUGAUGUAUUGGAUCAAACUCAGUCCAACAAUCAAAAUUCAAACAAAUCACUCUCAUCUUUAGCUAAUAAUGAAUUGUGUUCAAUGAAAUCAUUUAAAAGAACUCCAUCUUCAGCCAAACCACCUGUCAAUCAAAAGAAAAAUGAAUCUUGUGAAUUGAAAACCAAUAGGACAACUCAUGGAGUUUCGAGUACUUUCUCUUCUUCCUCAUCAUCAACCUCAAUUGACAUGAUGGGAGAGGAUACCUUAAUGAAAUAUGGAAUUGUGAGAAUUUCUUUUGAGCCACUCACUUCCAAUACCACGACACCUCAACCACAACAAACAACUGCUGAAUUGUUAGAAAAACUCCAACAGUAA
Molecule: messenger RNA, 1332 nt
Organism: Naegleria gruberi
Lineage: Eukaryota; Heterolobosea; Eutetramitea; Acrasida; Naegleriidae
Exons: 1
Coding region: 1-1332 (443 amino acids)
Source: RefSeq, a predicted model, not a curated record